CAGUUGCAAAAUGUGAAUUCAACCCUCCGAAGCAUCACGUCUAAUUUGGGCCAUUUGGGGAGUUUCGCAACGAAAGCCAGCAUCUGCCAACGCUUGCCACAUCCCGGCAUGUGCUAAGAGGUGGCGAAAAAUUGCCAGCUCCUCGUACAGACUGUAAGUGUGAAGGUUCGCCCGGUUCUGUGGGAGAAAUGCAGCGUGAAGGCCAAGAUUGAACAGCGGCGCACUCACGAGCAAGACCUGCUAUUUUGAAAACGUCGCGUUGCAGCGUGAUGCCUCCGGCUCGUGCACAAUGAAGAGGAGCUCUUGGAUUUCCUAGUUCUUCAAGGGGGAAGAUUCAGAGGAGACUACUGGCGCAUCCACUUAUUCAACAUGUCCGGGUCUACGCAGCCCGUGACCCCGAGCUGGAGGGCCGCGGAGCCACGCUACCCCACUCACGCCAUGUCCUACCCCGUUCAGAUUGCUCGGCCACACGCGGAUGUCGGGCUCUUGGAGUAUCAGCAUCAUUCCCGGGACUACACUUCCCACCUGUCACCUGGAUCUAUCAUGCAGCCCCAGCGGAGGAGGCCUUCCUUACUGUCCGAAUUCCAGCCAGGGAACGAAAGGUCUCAGGAAUUGCACCUGCGGACGGAGGCCCAUUCCUACCUCUCUGACCUGAGCAAGCAGUCAGAUAUAGAGUACAUUGAAACAAAAAGACCACGACUAGACUUGUUGCAAGACCCGCUGAUGCGGCACUCGCCUCUCGUCAACCAAAACCAACAAGGAGGGACAGAGGAUCUCUCAAAGGACCGGGGCCUGACUGGCAAGCUGGAACCCGUGUCUCCGGUCAGCCCUCCUCACCCCGACUCUGAGCUGGAUCUGUUGCCAUCCAGGCUGUCGAAGGAGGAGCUCAUCCAGAAUAUGGACCGAGUGGAUCGGGAGAUUACAAUGGUGGAACAGCAGAUCUCCAAGCUGAAGAAGAAGCAGCAACAGUUGGAGGAGGAAGCGGCCAAGCCGCCAGAGCCGGAGAAACCUAUCUCGCCCCCACCAAUCGAGUCCAAACACCGCAGCUUAGUGCAGAUCAUCUAUGACGAGAACAGGAAAAAAGCAGAAGCUGCCCACAGGAUACUGGAAGGACUGGGCCCUCAAGUGGAACUGCCAUUAUACAACCAGCCUUCAGACACCAGGCAGUACCAUGAAAACAUUAAAAUAAACCAGGCAAUGCGGAAGAAGUUAAUUUUGUACUUUAAGAGGAGAAAUCAUGCUCGUAAACAGUGGGAACAAAAGUUUUGCCAGCGCUACGACCAGCUGAUGGAAGCCUGGGAAAAGAAAGUGGAGCGCAUAGAGAACAACCCCCGGCGCCGCGCCAAGGAGAGCAAAGUGCGCGAGUACUAUGAGAAGCAGUUCCCGGAGAUCCGGAAGCAGCGGGAACUGCAAGAGCGCAUGCAGAGGUUAGAGGAUAAGCGCAGGGUAGGACAGAGGGGCAGCGGUCUCUCCAUGUCGGCUGCGCGCAGCGAACACGAGGUGUCGGAAAUUAUUGACGGGCUCUCGGAGCAAGAGAACCUGGAGAAGCAGAUGCGCCAGCUCGCCGUCAUCCCCCCCAUGCUGUACGAUGCCGACCAGCAGCGCAUUAAAUUCAUCAACAUGAACGGCCUCAUGGACGACCCCAUGAAGGUCUACAAAGACCGGCAAGUGAUGAACAUGUGGAGUGAGCAGGAGAAGGAAACCUUCCGGGAAAAGUUCAUGCAGCAUCCAAAGAAUUUUGGGCUGAUCGCUUCAUUUCUGGACAGGAAGACGGUGGCGGACUGCGUCCUCUAUUACUACCUGACAAAGAAGAAUGAAAACUACAAGAAUCUUGUGAGAAGAAAUUACCGGCGGCGGGGGAAAAACCAGCAGCAGCAGCAGCAGCAGAUGCCCCGCAGCAGCCAAGAAGAGAAGGAUGAAAAAGAGAAGGAAAAGGAGAAGGAGGCUGAGAAGGAGGAAGACAAGCAGGAGUCUGAAAACGACAAAGAAGAACUGACAAAGGAGAAGAAUGACGACACAUCUGGGGAGGAUAACGACGAAAAAGAAGCCGUUGCUUCCAAAGGACGCAAAACUGCCAACAGCCAGGGCCGGCGCAAAGGCCGCAUCACCCGCUCCAUGGCUAACGAGGCCAACAACGAGGAGGCGGCCACCCCACAGCAGAGCGCAGAGCUGGCUUCUUUGGAGAUGAAUGAAAGCUCUCGCUGGACAGAAGAAGAAAUGGAAACUGCUAAAAAAGGUCUCCUUGAACAUGGGCGGAAUUGGUCUGCCAUUGCCAGGAUGGUGGGCUCCAAGACCGUGUCGCAGUGCAAAAACUUCUACUUCAACUACAAGAAAAGACAGAACCUGGACGAGAUCCUACAGCAGCACAAACUAAAAAUGGAGAAAGAGCGCAACGCCAAGAGGAAGAAGAAAAAAGCCCCCGCCGCGCAAAAUGAAGAGGCGGCCUUCGCUCCUGCAGCAGAGGACGAGGAGAUGGAGGUAUCGGGGAUAAGCGGCAACGAAGAAGAGAUGGCCGAGGAGGCAGAAGCUGCAGUAAACAACAGCUCGGAUACCGAGAGCAUUCCCUCGCCAAGGCCCGAAGCCAAGGAGAGUGGUGAGAACGGGCCAAAGCCGGCACCCGGGCCCGGGAGCGACUCCAGCACGGAACCAGCCGUCAAGAUGGAGGAGGCUCCUGCCACCACCGCUGCCACUGCAGAUGCUGUUCCUGCGGCUGCCAGCACCCCUCAGCCCCUGGAAACAGUCGCUGAGCAGGCCAGUAAUGAGGAGAAGCCACAGGAGGAACUGGUGGUGGACGUGGUGAAAACAGAGGAGCCGGAGGAGAAGCCAAGUGAGGAGCCCUGCAAGAGCGAGAUCAAAAAGGAGGAGAGCGAGGACUGUCAGGAGAAAGACAAGGGGGACGACAAGAAACCAGAGGGUGGCAGCAGCAAUGGGGGCACGGCAGGAGCAGAGGGGACCCCCAAGGCCGAGAAGAAGGAGAGCCACAAAACGGGCAAAGCCUCCGGGAUCAAUCCGGACAGCGACUCGAGUGCCACCUGCAGCGCAGACGAGAUGGACGAGCAGGAUACCGUGGACAAGAACAGGCUGCUGUCUCCAAGGCCCAGCCUCCUCAACACUGCCAACGACGCGCGGCUGAACUCUUCGCCUCAGAAGCCGUUGGACCUGAAGCAGCUGAAGCAGAGAGCUGCUGCCAUCCCCCCCAUCAUUUCGGAGGGUUUCCCGGAAGGGGUGUUGCAGAGUGGAAGCCUGAAGUCUCAGGUGCCUCCCCACGCUUUGGCCCUGUACCAGCAGCAGAUCACGAAAGCUCACGAGUCCUCCCGGGAGGAAGUGGCCCAGAGCAAGCCGCCCCAGCCACUGCCACCACAGCAGCAAGCUGAGAAGGAGCCACUGCAGCCCGGCAGUAGCCCCAGAGGGAAGAGCAGGAGUCCUGCUGUUGGUGACAAAGAAGAGAAGCCAGCCCACUUCUCCAUCGCAGAGGGACAGAAGCUGGGUGGGGAGCAGCCUGUAACCUCCUGCUGGCCCCCUGUGCUGUCCUUCCAGAUGCCCUCCAGGGAAGUAAUCAAAACUUCCCCCCAAGCUGAGCCACACCUGUUCCAGUACAACCCUCCAGGGUCCUUCACGCCUUAUAUUUUGUGCGCAGGGCACCCGAUCCCAUUAAACUUACAUGAGAGCUCUCGGCCCGGACUGCAAAGGCUGCCUGCUAUCUCCAACCCUCCCCCUCUCAUCUCAUCCACUAAACACUCCUCAGUGUUGGAGAGGUCCAUUGGCUCCAUUUCCCAGGGGGUGCCCAUUCAGCUCCAUCCUCCGUACAGCUCUGAGCAUGCAAAGGUUCCCAUUGGCUCCAUCACCAUGGGCCUGCCCUUGAUGGAUCCGAAGAAGCUGGUGCCUUUCCCUGGAGUCAAGCAGGAGCAGCUGUCUCCUAGAAGCCAGGCCAACCAGCCUGAGAACCUGGUAAUGCAGACGUCCCAGGAGAGCUCCAUCCUGAGGGGGGCAGCACUGGGCUCAGCCUCUGGAGGGAGCAUCACGAAGGGAAUCCCCACCUCCAGGCCUCCUCCAGAAUCGCCCAUCACAUAUCGAGGCUCCAUCACCCACGGCACCCCAGCUGAAGUGCUGUACAAAGGAACCAUUACCAGAAUAAUCGGAGAAGACAGCCCCAGCAGAGCGGAGAAAGUGAGAGAGGAUGCCUUGCCCAAAGGACAUGUCAUUUAUGAGGGGAAGAAAGGCCACGUGCUGUCUUAUGAUGGUGGCGUCGCUGCUUCCCAGUGCCCCAAGGAGGACGGCCGGAGUUCUGGUGGCUCCCACGAGACCACGGGUACCAAACGGACCUACGAUAUGAUGGAGGGGAGGAUCGGCCGGGGCUUAUCGGCCCGCGACAUGUCAUCUGCAAGCAUCGAAGGUCUUAUGGGCAGAGCCAUCCCCCCAGACAGUCCCCACAACUUAAAGGAACAGCAUCAUAUCCGGGGCUCAAUCACACAAGGAAUACCUCGAUCCUAUGUGGAGGCCCAUGAGGACUACCUCAGAAGAGAAGCCAAGCAGCUCAAGAGAGAAAACACUCCGCCAAGGGACUUAUCGGACCCCUACAAGGGGCGGCCUCACGAGGGCCUCACGCCCUUGAAAAUGAAAUCAGCCCACGAGGGGCUGGUGGCCACAGUGAAAGAAGCAGGAAGGUCAAUCCAUGAGAUCCCCAGGGAGGAAUUAAGGCGCACGCCUGAUAUCCCCAUAGCCACGAGGCCUCUGAAGGAAGGCUCCAUUACACAGGGUACCCCACUGAAGUACGACAACAAUCCUUCAUCAGUAAGUGCCAAAAAGCAUGACGUCCGCUCCAUUAUCGGUAGCCCAGGGAGGACUUUUCAUUCUGUGCACUCACUGGACGUCAUGCAGGACCCACGCAAUCUAGAGAGGGCUUGUUACGAGGAGAGCGUGAAAAGCCGGCCCAGUUCGGUGACAAACUCUGGAGGUUCAAUUACCCGGGGAGCCCCGGUGAUUGUGCCUGAGCCUGGAAAGCCUCGCCAUAGCCCUCUCGCCUAUGAGGACCACCAGUCAGCCCACGGGACAGCGUUCAGUAGUCACCUGCACAGAGGUUCUCCAGUAUCCACAAGGGAAUCCACCCCAAGGCAGCAUGAAGGGAGUAUCACUUCUGGGAAGCCAGUGUCCCAGGACAGAAAGAUCACCCCCACGCCAAGAGAAAUGUCCAGCUCCAAGUCCCCUCACGCCACCGUCUCGGACCACCACCACCCCAUGUCGCCGUACGAACACUUGCUGCGGGGAGUGAGCGGCGUCGACCUGUACCGGGGACACAUCCCGUUGGCCUUCGACCCUGCCGCGAUCCCCAGGGGAAUCCAACUGGAAGCAGCUGCUGCUUACUACUUGCCCAGGCAUCUUGCUCCGAGCCCAACAUACUCCCACCUCUACCCUCCAUACCUCAUCCGAGGGUACCCAGACACAGCCGCCAUGGAGAACAGGCAGACCAUCAUCAAUGACUACAUUACCUCCCAGCAGAUGCACCACAACGCUGCCGCCGCCUCAGCCAUGGUGCAGCGGGCAGACAUGCUGCGCGGACUCUCCCCUCGCGAGCCUUCUCUGGCUCUCAACUAUGCAGCAGGUCCUCGAAGAAUAAUCGACCUGUCUCAAGUGCCACACCUGCCUGUCCUCGUACCACCCACACCUGGCACCUCUGCCCCCCCCAUGGACCGAAUCACCUACAUGCACAGCACCCCACAAGCUUUCAGCAACCGACACAGCAGCUCCCCGCUCUCCCCAGGAGGCCCCACCCACCUGGCCAAGCAGACGGGAGUGUCAGCUUCCGAGCGGGAGCGGGAUCGAGAGCGGGAGCGGGAACGCGAGAGGGAGCGGGAGAAAUCCAUGCUCACAGCCACCACAGUGGAGCACGCCCCCAUCUGGAGGCCAGGUACUGAGCAGAGCAGCAGCCGUUCAUCCGCGCACUCUCACAGCCACCAGCACUCUCCCGUCUCGCCCCGCACCCACGACACUGUCCAGCAGCGCCCCAGCGUGCUCCACAACACAGGCAUGAAGAUCCUGUCCUCGGACAGCCCCACCCCCUCGGUCCUGCGAUCCUCCUCCACCACUACCACGUCACCAAUACGCUCUGCAGGCUUCCCCCCAGCAUCUGCCUUGCGCUCGCCCAUGGACGGCUACGCAGCCAUGAUGGACCCAUCCACCUUGCAAAAAGAGUCGUCAAGGGCCCGAGAAGCCAAGGUAGAACGCCCUCAGACUGACAACAACUUAUACACCUCAAAACUGCCCAGUGGGACGCACCUAGAACAGUCAUCUUCACCUAUUAAAGCCACGGAGUCUAGGCCCUUACCAGUCUCUGGGCCAGGUUCUUCUCAGCCGUAUAGCAGAGGACAGGGGAAAAACCAGCAGCACCAUCCACCCCUGGAACAGCAGCAUGCAGCUUCGGUCAAUGAGCAGCACAGUAGAGAAAAGAGUCAAAGUAAACCCUUUUCAAUGCAGGAACAGGAGCUCCGAGCACUCGGUAAGACCACCAUGACAGCGGCCAACUUCAUAGAUGUGAUUAUCAUGCGUCAAAUUUCUUGCGAUAAGGGGAAGCGAGAAAGAGGCUCGCUAAAUAACGACUCCACUAGUGAUGGCUUCCACGGAGGCUACAGCCCCGAUGGCAUUGAAGCAGUGAGCCCCGUGAGCUCACCCAGCAUCUCCCACGAGAAAGGGGCAAAGUUGCUGCAGGACGUGGAGAAAGGGCACGGAGAGCACGACAUGAGGCAGAAGCAGCAAGCUGCUCUGAAGCCCUCGAUGACUGAAGGAGCUCACAUGCAGCACCUGCGCCAGCUGCCCGAAGGUCAGCCAUCCCAGGGGCAGCCGCCACCCUCGGCCCAGAACCUCAAGGGGCAUCAGCGGGUCGUCACCCUGGCUCAGCACAUCAAUGAGGUUAUCACCCAAGACUACACGCGCCAUCACCCUCAGCAGAUCAGCCCCCACAUCCAGCCCCCUGUCUACUCCUUCCCUGGAGCCACAUGCCCCGUGCUGGACCUGCGUCGCACCCCCAGUGAGGCCUAUCUCCCGCUGCCCCAAGAGCACACGCCAGCCUCCAAAAUCACCCUGCAGAAUGAAGGGGGCAAAAGGUCUCCCGAGCAGAGCAAAGCAUCUGCAGUGGGGGCACCAGACAACGGCAUCGAGCCUGUGUCGCCACCAGACGGCAUGGGAGAGCCAGAGCACAUGAAGAGUGCUUCAUACCCGCUCUUGUACCGGGAAGGAGAGCCAAUGGAGCAAAGAAUGGGCUCCAAAUCCCCAGGAAACAACACCCAGCCCCCUGCCUUCUUCAGCAAACUGACCGAGAGCAACUCUGCCAUGGUGAAGUCCAAAAAGCAGGAGAUCAUCAAGAAGCUCAGCACGACCAACAAGAGUGAGACGGAGUACAAUGUUGGGCAGCCCGGGACAGAGAUUUUCAACAUGCCAGCGAUUACCGGAACAGCGGAGAGGAGCCAGUGGGACUGGGCUUCCCAAAAGGAUCGUCUCUCCAGGGAUUGUCCAGGCUUCAGUUGCAGCCCUGUUGGACCUCUUUCCAUAAAGGCUUGCCUCUUUCCAGCUCAGAUAUGUGUCUCUACAAAUACCAUGAUGCCUACUUCCCCAGGGCUAAUCAGUUGUAGAAGCCAGUCGGUUCAAGAAAAUUCCAGUACCAACAUGGGGUUGGAGGCAAUAAUUAGGAAGGCCCUAAUGGGUAAAUAUGACGAACAGUGGGAAGAGCGCUCGCCUCUCAGUGCCAAUGCCAAUGCUUUUAACUCUCUGAAUGCCAGUGCAAGCGCACCUGCUGCUAUGCCCAUAACUGCUGCUGACGGACGGAAUGAGGACAUGCGCUCUAUGCCAGGAGGAGGAGGGAAGCCAAAGAUGGCUGCCAGACCGAACAGCCGCAAGGCCAAGUCUCCAGCGCCGGGCCUGUCCUCCGGAGAGAGGCCGCCGUCUGUUUCUUCCGUUCAUUCUGAGGGGGACUGUAACAGGAGGACACCUCUAACCAAUCGGGUCUGGGAGGACAGGCCUUCAUCCACAGGUUCAACGCCAUUUCCAUACAACCCACUAACAAUGAGGCUUCCAACUGGCGUGGUGACAGCCACGCCGCCAACAUCCAUUCCACAAGGGAACCCCAACAGCCAGCACCACACCUGGGAGGAAGAGCCCAAGCCCCUGCUCUGCUCACAGUACGAGACACUUUCAGACAGUGAAUGAAAGAGAGCGGAGGGAUAACAGCCAACCAACCAACCAACCACGUGGGUAAGCAAGCUGGCCAGGGUGAACUCUGACCAUAUCAGUCCUGGGAGCCAUCCGCACUGACCCUGCAAGCCAAGAAGCGGGAGCAGCGCUUUGUCCAGUCACUCAAUUUUAUUUUAUUUGUUCUCACGCCUGGAAAUUUCUGAAUCAUCUUCAGUCUAAAGCCUUAAUAAGACAGACAGAUGGACCCCAGCCUCGUUCUCUUUCCAGUACCAGUGUCGUCAUGAAAUGGUCCAUGAGCAUGAGACACAGUCCACAAACAGCUGAUUGGGAUGAUGGUGGCAGGGGAGGGAGUGGGACGGCUGCACCCUGCCCUAGAGCAGCUCUGUAGGAUACAAUCGAUCACUGAAUUCUCAGUGGUUUACUCAGGGGAUACCACCCAGUGCUCCAGUUGUGUUCUUUCGCUUUGAUGAGAACAAGGAAAGCCCCGUUGUUCUUGGGAGCACAGUACGUGUGCUUGGGCAUGUGUGCACGCACGCAUAUACCAUAUGCGUGUGUGUACACCCAUGGAGUGUAUACUCUGCCUGCACACUCGUGCUGCCUGCUAUCGAGUACUUGAAGUAGGAUCCGACUCCCCUUCCCCAACCUCCAAGCCAUUCCAAGGGUUUCCCAGCACACAAGCUGUGCCACUGAAAUACACAAUCUUUUGUGGCAGGGUGGAGGGAAAUGAAAUUUAAAAAAAUUUCCUACUUCUCUUGCUGAUUUGGAUGGUCUUCAUGCACCUUCGGCAUGAGGUUUACUUGCCCAGCAGCACUUUCGACUCAUCGGGCACCGGAAAGUUGUAAACGAAUGCACGGUGCUGGACGGGGAUGGGGAGAGUGAGUCGAGGAUCCAUUUAAAAAUUCCUUUGGAGAACGAAAUCUUGGGUUCGGAUUGUAAUGGAAAGAGAUUUCCCAUGUCAUGAUGCGCUCUCUGCAGAAGGGACUUGUUGCUUUAAGUGCAUUGUUUUCUGAAUGGCAAGAAAAGGCAAUUGUAAAUGAUGUAUUGGUCUACAGGGUAUAUUUUUGAUACCUUCAGUGAAUUAUGUCGAGAUGUUUUACGAAAGGACUUGAAACAGUAUUACGUGCUGUAAAAGAGGUUCUGUUAUUACGUGCAGGCUUUGAUGAGUUUGUCCAUUGUAUGGAAAUGUAAAAUGGUAACAUUGAUCCGUCAAAGUCAUCCAUAAGUCAGUAGAAUGUAUUAACUUAGUUUUAAAAAGAUAUUGCCACAACUGUAGGGACUCCUCAUUAUUACACAUGCUGUUCCUAAUGCAAGAGGGAUCUUAUUCUAGUCACAGAGGUUUAUUCUCCAGCUUGGAGAUCUCAAGAGAGCCUUUCAGGAGAUCCCGGCAGUAGGGGAGGUUGAGGGUGGGCCUGAAGUCGGGAGGGAACUCACAAGAAACUUAAAGAUGGUUUUUAUUGUAUUUUUCUGAUACACAUGAGUGCUCUACGUUAUUUUUCAUUCCAUGAUGUUGGAUCAUAUCUGCAGUUACAUGGUUAAAGAACAAAAAUAUUAGACUUUUUUCAUUCACUUCUGCUCUCUUGCUCUGGGGGGAAAAAAGGCACAAAAAAAAUGUAUUAAAUGCUUUGCGUUCUAUAUGCUAAAGGAAAAAAGACCAGGACACAGACUUUCUGCCUCUUCCGUUGCCUGCUGAAACAAACACCUGCAGUGUUACAAAAUCGUUCUCAUUUGAUAAGAGCUUGUCAAAGAAAGAGGAUCAUAUCGUCAAACUAUCAAUGGUUAUUUUUUUCCCCUACAGUGUUCCAAGGACGAAUCUGAUUUCAAAGCAACAGAAAGAUAAGAUGGCGUUUGUUGUUUGGGUUUGGUUAUAUUUUUCUUGUCUGUUUUCUACAAUGUACAGGUGUUUUUUUUAAUGUUCA
This is a messenger RNA of Alligator sinensis (Chinese alligator), 10097 nucleotides long. RefSeq names its product nuclear receptor corepressor 2 (gene NCOR2). Bases 370 to 8196 code for a protein of 2608 amino acids. Gene Ontology annotation, biological process: negative regulation of transcription by RNA polymerase II. Lineage: Eukaryota; Metazoa; Chordata; Crocodylia; Alligatoridae. The transcript is spliced from 48 exons. The record is from RefSeq and is a predicted model, not a curated record. Gene Ontology annotation, molecular function: transcription corepressor activity.